UGUGUUGUGGAGAGCCGGGAGUUGGGAAGCGUAGAGUGUGGUUCCUAGGGCUCAUGGACAGGUUGGUCCCGAUCCGCAAACAAAACUGCUGUGACUUUGAGGACCGUUGAGGGCGCAGCUGCAUCUUGCCCUACCCAAGUUGUGCCCCAUGGAGUCCGCGUUCAGCAGCCCUGCGGAGGCCGCCCUGCAGCGGGAGGUGGGCGUCCCGGGACUGUUGACUCCUCCCGAAGACCUCGACCGAGUGUACGAGCUGGAGCGAGUCACGAAAUUUGUCUGCGACUUAGGGUGUCAGCGGGUGGCCUUGCAGUUCCCUGACCAGUUACUGGGAGAUGCCGGGGCUGUCGCCUUCCGGCUGGAGGAAGUCACAGGAUCUAAGAUGUUCAUUUUAGGGGACACGGCUUAUGGCAGCUGCUGUGUGGAUGUGCUGGGUGCCGAGCAGGCUGGAGCUCAAGCCCUUGUACACUUUGGUCCUGCCUGCUUAAGCCCUCCAGCCCGCCUGCUGCCCGUCAUCUUUGUCCUUGGUCAGCAUUCUGUUGCCUUAGAGCUCUGUGCAAAGGCCUUUGAAGCUGAGAACCCAGAUCCCACAGCACCGGUAGCACUGCUGAGUGAGCCAGCUUGUGCGCACGCCCUAGAGGCUUUGGCCACUCUCCUGCGCCCAAAGUACCAAGAUCUGCUCAUCUCCAGCCCAGCUCUUCCCCUGCCAGCUGGGUCCCCAAACGCACAGCCUGAGUCCCUGGAGCGUUUUGGACGCCGCUUCCCCCUGAACCCAGGGAGACGUCUGGAAGAAUAUGGUGCCUUCUAUGUGGGAGGUUCUCAGGCAAGCUCUGACCCCAGCCCUGAUCCUGAUCUGAGCAGACUGCUUUUGGGGUGGACACCAGGACGGCCCUUCUUUUCCUGCUGCCCAGACACAGGACAGACACAAGACCAGAGUGCCCAGGCUGGGCGCCUAAGAGCACGGAGACUGUAUCUUGUGGAGAGGGCCAGAGAUGCCCGUGUGGUGGGGCUGCUGGCGGGCACAUUAGGGGUGGCCAGGCACUGUGAGGCGCUGGCACACUUGCGGAAACUGACUAAAGCUGCUGGAAAACGUAGCUACGUGUUGGCCCUGGGGAGGCCCACGCCCGCCAAGCUUGCCAACUUCCCGGAGAUGGACGUCUUCGUGCUGUUGUCCUGUCCGCUGGGGGCUUUAGCCCCACAGCCUCCAGGUGGCUUCUUUCGGCCUGUAUUGACACCGUGUGAACUGGAGGCUGCCUGUAAUCCUGCCUGGCCGCCUGCAGGCCUGGCUCCCCACCUCACACACUAUGCAGAGCUGUUACCUGGUUCUCCCUUCCAUGUGCCACUCCCACCACCUGAGUCAGAGUUGUGGGACACCCCAGAUGUGUCACUCAUUUCUGGGGAGCUCCGACCACCGCCUUCAUGGAAGUCAUCAGAUGACACUGGGUGUGCCGCCUUGACUCCGAGGCCCCAGCUGGAGCUGGCCGAGAGCAGCCCCGCAGCCUCGUUCCUUAGUGCUCGGAGCUGGCAGGGGCUGGAGCCCCGCUUGGGCCAGACACCAGUGAAAGAAGCUGUCAGCGGAAGACGGGGUAUCGCCAUUGCCUAUGAGGAUGAGGGAAGCAGAUAAUACUUGAUAAGUGUGCUGGGCCCUGUGCUCCAUGAACCGGCUUCUCAUCCUCUUGAGGUGGUACUUGAGCCUGGACAGAGGGAGUGCAGGUGGCUCUGACCUGCGGAGCUGCCGAGCUUGUUCAUUAGUGCAAUAAAUGCCUGUUUGGUGGGGAGUUCCGGGGCUUUCCUGGGCCCGUCUGUCUGCAGUCUGGAACCGAGGCUGAUCCCAGUGCCUGGUGUGCAUGUGCAGUUCUGCCCUUGUUCGGGGGCAGGGGCUGGGUGAUCAGACCAGGGCUCUUCCACCUCAGCACUGUUGACAUUUGGGCAGAGUAAUUCUUUACUGCAGAGGCUAUCCUGUAUAUGGUCGGAUGUUUAGCUUCAGCUGACUGAACCCACCCCCAGAUUAUCUUCAGAUGUUGGCAGAUGUCACGUAACUGCUAAGUGAGAGCCAUUGGUCUCGACCUGCACUGUCCAAGACAGUGUUCAUUAGACACAUGGCUUUUGCAAUUUAAAGUUGAUGACAUUUCAGGCACUCACAUGGCUACAUGUGGGACUUGAGAGGACAAUUCCAUCAUGGCACAAAGUUCUGUUGGAUAGUGCUGGGCUACACUGACUCAGACUUGUUUCUUGGAGACACCAAAGAAACUGAAAUAAAUGGAAUACUUUUUGUUUAUUCACCAAAUAAACCUUGGUUCUAUACA
Molecule: messenger RNA, 2300 nt
Organism: Psammomys obesus (fat sand rat)
Lineage: Eukaryota; Metazoa; Chordata; Mammalia; Rodentia; Muridae
Gene: Dph2
Product: diphthamide biosynthesis 2
Exons: 6
Coding region: 149-1618 (489 amino acids)
Biological process (GO): protein histidyl modification to diphthamide
Molecular function (GO): 2-(3-amino-3-carboxypropyl)histidine synthase activity
Source: RefSeq, a predicted model, not a curated record